Molecule: messenger RNA, 2207 nt
Organism: Phaedon cochleariae (mustard beetle)
Lineage: Eukaryota; Metazoa; Arthropoda; Insecta; Coleoptera; Chrysomelidae
Source: the annotation of a GenBank genome assembly
UGACACUGGCACAAGACGGACACACUGUACAGACACAUGAUUUUGGAAAUUGCGUGGUAUAUAAAUAGAGUAUGUGUAACUGAACGAAGUAGUUUGACGUAAAUAGUCUGUGUUGGUGCAGUUGUUCAUUUUCCAUACAGUUGUAUGCGUUCAUUAUUGUGUGAGCUAUAAAAGUGCAAUUUUCAGUGUGCGAAAAUAUAAACAGAACAUAUAUUUUGUGAAGAUGCCUACGGAAUGUAUCACGAACCCUUUACAAAGGGAAUUGGCUGAUUCCAUAAUAAGAAUGGUUCCUCUCGAUGAAAUAAGGAUUCUAUUGGCUUGUGGGGCCAAGGUCAACGAACCUGUUACACAAGGUCUCAUGCCUUUACAUUAUGCAGUUUGGCAACGAUACUACGAGGCGGCUCAACUUCUAUUGACAAGAGGCGGUGAUGUCAACGCGACAGAUGAAUGCGGAUAUAGCCCUCUACAUUUGUCAGCUGAACAUGGAUACACGGAAGUGGUCCGGCUGCUGCUCGCCUCGGGCGCCAAAGUCGACUACCGGCCGAACACGGCCGAAGAGUUCCCGCGCACCACGCAGUGCGACGAGCCGCUGCGUCUGGCCAUCCGCAACAAGCACACGGAGAUCGCAAGGAUGCUGCUCGAACAUGGCGCCGAUCCCAACAAAAGGUACUUCUUCGGCGCCGAGAUUAACCUGGUUGCGGAUCUGGAGUUCCUCGAGCUGCUGCUUACGUUCGGCGCGAAUCCUGAUAGCAGAGACAGGUCGGGGUUGACGCCGCUGAUGAAGGCUGUGAGGCUGCCGCAGGGCAUGGAUGCCGUUUUAUUGUUGCUCAAAUAUGGUGCAGAUGUGAAUGCUAUUGCAGAUGAACGACAUGAUUAUAGAACAGUUCUACAUUAUGCAGUACUAUCUGGAAACUACGAAAUUGUCAAUUUGAUGAUAAAACAAGGAGCCAAACUGAACUACGAUGAAGAAUACGAUUUAGGGAAACCAAGUCCUCUGGAUUUAGCGAUACUCAAAGGUGACCCGCAUAUUGUCGAGAUGCUCAUAAGAUCUGGUGCUAACGUGAAUUGCAGCUCUCCCAUAAUAGGAUCACCUUUGCACGUAGCUUGUGCUGACAAUAUACCAAAUAGACUGAACAUUAUAACGAUGCUUCUGAAAGCGGGGGCCGAUCCAAAUUUGAAGGUUUAUGGCGACGAAUUCGAGAGAAACUCGCAACUAAGGCCUGUUUUGGUAGAAUAUUUAGCAAGCAACGAACAUCCUAAUGUAGCUGUCGUCCACUUACUGCUUCAACAUGGAGCCAAGGUAGUGAUGAAAACCCAAUUCAGAGACCCGGACGGCAUGCUGAACUGCCUGCAAAACGUGAUAGCAGACAACAGUGAGUCGAUUUUCUUCCUGCUCCUGGAAUCCUGCGAAUCCUUCGACCCCUGCAUGAUCCGCAGGAACAACGUCCUGUCUCCGGAGCAGAAAUCGGCCCUGCUGGAGCUGGCAAAGUGCCCUUUGCCUCUCAAGCGGCAGGUGAGGCUGUUCCUGAGAAGACUACUGGGGGCAGAAAUGAUUGACGCCGUGGACGGGUUCGAGUUGCCCAAGUGUUUGGCCAAGUAUUUGCUGUUCGAUUAUCGUUGAAGAGGUUUUUAGGUGUACGAAUCACUGACAUAACUACUACCUAGACCUCUAUUAUGUCAUAUCUUGCCUGAAAACGCUACUGUUCAAUGCGCAAGCACUCCCAAACUAUCGUUCAUGCAUUGAUCUCUUGCUGUUCGGAAACAUGAGUGAGAGUGAGUCAGAUGACCAAUGAACACAAUAUAAACACCUGGAAGGGAUCCUCUGUGAACAGCUUACAUAAAUUGUACGCUGCUGUGAACGAGGAGUGAGGCAAAAAUAUUGUUCAUUAUACCUCAAUCAACGCCGCAGUGGUUACGGAUAUACAUAUCUCUUUCUAUCUUAUGUUGGCUAAGGGGAAGUGCUCGCAUUAUUUGAAUUAUUUUCUUGUUUUUUGCUUCUUUCAAGAGUAUACGUGAUUAAAUAUAAAUAUGCAUUCAAGAAGAAAGAUAAUGUUGCAGUCAAUUAUUAUUUGAAAAUAAUUAUUAAUUUUUUUAUUGACUCAAAAUUGAAAUUCCUUCAUUAUUCUUACAGGAUUAGGAACGCAAAUGAAAACAAAAUCGAAAUUAUAAAAUUAUAUAUUCUUAUUCAAAUGUCACAAUAUAUUGUA